Messenger RNA from Penaeus chinensis, 1052 nucleotides. RefSeq lists its product as uncharacterized. The transcript has 6 exons. NCBI's taxonomy places the organism in Eukaryota, Metazoa, Arthropoda, Malacostraca, Decapoda, Penaeidae. Bases 138 to 758 code for a protein of 206 amino acids. The record is from RefSeq and is a predicted model, not a curated record. Gene Ontology annotation, molecular function: protein binding.
GUGGUGCUUCUUCAGACUGAGUCGUAGUCGUGGGUACCCCUUCUUCAGGAAACACCAGAAUUGAGUUCCCAUCAAUGUUCUCACAUUGUAAAUAGUUCCAGAUAUCAUCACCUAUGUCUUCUUUCCAUCUCUAGACCAUGGUGAGCAAGUUGGGAAUCCGAACCUCGAAGACGAAAGUAGUUUUCAGUGAUCCCAAGGCGUCCAGGAACCCUGCGAAUGAAGCUCGAGAACCUCUUCUGCCUGGUGCGCGGCGACGACCAGGGAGAGGGGACGACCAGCCUAGGUACGUGCCCGACGACUGGGAUGACUCGCUACCCUACGGUGGGAAGGUCUACCUGGCGAGGAGGAAAUUGCCCGACUCCUGGUUCUGCGUCGCCCUCCAGGUGAUCGCUGUAUUAGCAGCAUUCGGUCUGCUCUACUACGCAUGGUACCACACUGACCACAUGCACUUCCACAUUACCAAAGCCUACGCGCACCUCGGCCACCUGGACGCGCAGGCCACGGUGGGCCACAAACUGCUGAUGGGGAAAGGUGUGGAAAAGAACCACACAGCUGCUAUGGAGUGGUUCAAGAAGGCCUCGGAUCAAGGUCACCCUCACGCCGCCUACAACCUGGCUGUGGGUCAUCUGCAAGGCUACAAGAUCGGUCUGAAGCCUGGAGAUGCUCAUGAGCUCAUAAAGCAAGCUGCAGCAAAGGGAGUUCCAGAGGCGAUAGACGUCUUGGAUAAAGUGUGCUCUCGUGGGCACUGUGAUGCGUGAAGUGAACCCAUUCCAGUCACUCUUUUUCAGUUGUGUACAUCCAGUUGUCCAAUUCCUAUUUUACCUGCUUGUUUGUAAUUUAUCCCACUUCUCCAGGAAUUCAAGUAAUAAAAGAAAACAUUUCAGUACUGCAACAAUUUAACAUUGUAACAGUAUAGGAAUCAAGGUAUGAAGUUUGAUUCUGGAUUCACAACUAUUUUGUGAAUCAAGCUUUUGUUUGGUGUUAGUUAUGAUAGAAAUAAUCUACAUGUAUUCUUGCAAAGAUGGCUAGUACAAUAAAUAUCAAAACUAUUA